Messenger RNA from Sardina pilchardus (European sardine), 1777 nucleotides. RefSeq names its product epsin 3b (gene epn3b). The transcript has 13 exons. Gene Ontology annotation, biological process: endocytosis. Gene Ontology annotation, cellular component: plasma membrane; clathrin vesicle coat; endosome. Gene Ontology annotation, molecular function: phospholipid binding; clathrin binding. The record is from RefSeq and is a predicted model, not a curated record. Bases 53 to 1777 code for a protein of 574 amino acids. NCBI's taxonomy places the organism in Eukaryota, Metazoa, Chordata, Actinopteri, Clupeiformes, Clupeidae.
ACACACACACACACACACUCACAUACUCAACGCUCUCCAUCCAACCAUCACCAUGACGACCUCGGCGCUCCGUCGGCAGGUGAAGAACAUCGUGCACAACUACUCUGAGGCCGAGAUCAAGGUCCGUGAGGCGACCUCGAAUGACCCCUGGGGUCCAUCGAGUUCGCUGAUGUCAGAGAUCGCUGACCUCACCUUCAGCGUGGUGGCCUUCUCUGAGGUCAUGAGUAUGGUGUGGAAACGGCUCAACGACCACGGGAAGAACUGGAGACACGUCUACAAGGCCCUGACGCUACUGGACUACCUGGCCAAGACGGGCUCGGAGCGGGUGGCGCAACAGUGCCGGGAGAACGCCUUCACCAUCCAGACGCUACGCGACUUCCAGUACGUGGACCGCGACGGCCGUGACCAGGGCCUAAACGUGCGUGAGAAGGCCAAGCAGCUGGCGGCGCUGCUGCGUGACGACGAGCGCCUCCGUCAGGAGCGAGCUCAGGCCCUGAAGACCAAGGAGCGCAUGGCUGGAGGGGGCACUGGAGGAGGAGGAGGAGGAGCGUACCCGGGCAGGAGGAGCAGUCAGCCCAGCAUGGCAGCACUCUACGGGGAGGAGUUCAGCCGCUCCAGAGGAUCUCCCUCCUCAUUCAACUCGUCCUCCUCGUCUCCGCGGGCGUCUGAUCUGGAGCAGACUCGACCGCAGACCAGCGGGGAGGAGGAGCUGCAGCUACAGCUGGCCCUGGCCAUGAGCCGACAGGAGAGCCAGAAGGAGCAGCACAGUCGCCAAGGAGAUGAUUCAUUCCUUCAGAAAGCCCUUGAUGACAGCAGAAGGGACAACGAACCAGGAACAGGAGAGCACAUGCAGGAUCUGGUGGACAUAUUUGGACCUGUCUCAGAGGCGCCCCCUGGUGAAGACCCUUGGGACGCACAGCCCUCCUGCCCUGUCAACUCUGACCCCUGGGAGUCUGUGGCGGUGGUGAACUCCAGCACGCCAGUCAUUGGCAGCCCCUGGAUGGGCCGUCCUGGCUCCAGUAGCCCCUCCCAGCCCUGGGGUUGCGGCCAAUCAUCAACAGAUCCAUGGGAGGCCCCGCCCUCCAAAAGCAGCCCAAACUCUGUCAAUCAUGCAUGGAAAAGCCCAACAAAUAAUGGUGAUCCCUUCUCUGCCCAGGAAGAGGAGGAGCCUAAAGAGGAAGAGGAGGGGCUUCCCAACCUCUUCAGUCCUCGUGCUGUGAGUCCAGCAGAUUCGGAUCCCUUCGGAGACUCGGUGGUGGUGGCGGAGCAGGUGAACGGGCGCGUCGGAGACGAAAGCCCCGAGACCUUUGACCUCUCGCGCCUGGGCCCGCCCCUGACGGCCGCCGCCAUGGCAACGGCGACGUCGCCGCGACCCUGCCGGACCCCCGAGGCCUUCCUGGGCCCCACGGCCGCCUCGCUGGUCAACCUGGACACACUCAUCCCCGCCAACCCGCCGGCCUCAGCAGGAACCCCUUCCUGUCUGGUCUCAGUGCCCCCUCCCCCACUAACCCCUUCCACUGUGACCAGCCGCGCCUCACCCUUAACCAGCUGCGCCCGUGCUCCACCUCCCCUCUGCCCCCUCACGCCCACCACCACGGCUCCUCCACGCUGCCCUACAGCGCCUCCCUGCCCCUGCCCGUGCCCCGGCACGCCGCCGCCCCCCUCCCUGCCCUCCUCUUCACCCAGCCCCCGCAGGCAGCAGCAUCCGCACCGCUUCUCCCCGCAGCCUCGCCACAUGAUGCAGCCCCAGAGCCACAGCCACAACCCCUUCCUCUGA